AUCCAGCACUCCACACACACACACCACGACCUACCACAACUGGAUACUCGUCCACUAACCUUAUCUCGUUUUACGCCGGAGUUUAAAAAGACUAGCAAACAAAGUAAUCCUCCCCAAGAUUCUUCAUGAUCGAUUUCAACGGCGAUUGGGACGAACCCGAUAUCUGGUCAACUCCAACCCCAUCUCCCCUCGCAGCGGACCAUAGUUCUACUUCGACUGGCGCUGAUCUCGGUGAAUUGAAAAACCAAACAUCAAAAGAACCUCAAGCUUCAUCAUCCAGCUCAAACCAGACCUCGCCAGAUCUCUCCGACCCAUCCUUCCAUCCCAUCGAAAACAUCAACGUAGAUUCAAACUCAGAUCAGGAACCUAGUACUCCUACAGCCCUUCGAUCACCACUCCAAUUACAAUCCUACCUCCAAUCCCCACCCAAAUCUACCACAGCCGCCUCUGGCCUAGAAUUACCUCCAAGCGAUUCACAGUUUGCAACCCUACCCUUAGCCACUGGCUCCUGGUCGACCGGCGAGACCCUCUCAAGUGAUGGUCUAUUUGAGCCCAACGCGCCCUCUGGAUUCGAUGAGUUUGAUUCCCAUCAAAGCUUUGAUGAUCAGGAAAGUACUGAAGAUGAUGAAUUUGGUGACUUCGACGAUGGCGAUGGCGAGAUGACUGUUGGUGAUGACAACUUCGGUGGUUUUACCGUUUCAUCACCCUUACCUAUCACCUUACCAACGAUGCCAGUGGUACCGUUCAAAUUACCCGAUCAGUUCUCCGAGGGCGCUCUUCGGGCUGCUCUGACACCGGCAUUGGAGGCUUUAUUUACAAAUCAUUAUUCCCGACCAGAUCCAUCUCAGGCUUGGCUUGAGCCUCUACCUCCCGUUCAGAAAAAGAAGAGCGAGCAACGCUCCACUUCAGAGUCUCGACAGAUGCCCUCGAUCCUCAAAUCCGAUGAUCUGCAAAGAACUUGGCGGACCUUAGUGGAUGGUGGCAACGGACUUGGAAGACCGGUUGAAUGGAAGCGCAGUCAGAUUCGACGUUUUCAUCUGGUUCACCUCGGCAUCCCAGUCGAUCUGAACGACUUCCUCGCACCUCCCCCCUUAGCCAGUAAGUUGCUGACAAUCGAUACCAAGCGUAACGGACCUAAUUCCAAUGGCCAAUCGAACUGCCAUUCACCUGCCACGAUAUCUCCAUUUCACGGGCCAAAUUUGGAUCGAAAACGGUGUGAAGAACUCGUUGCGAUGAGUGAAGUCAGUCUAACCACCCAAGACCUUGAACAACUCACAUCCAUCCGGGAUGAACUUGAAUUAUUGGGUCGGAGAGCCUCGGAGUUGUUGGUGUUUAAGCAACAAAAGAGGGACCGAUCGAUCCAAGAUUGUAAAUCGUACAAUACAAUGAUUUCAGAUUUGGUACUGGCGGCACAAAGGAUCCAGAUGGCUUCGCCUAGCUCGACCAAAAGAGCCUCCUCAAUCAACAUCGGCUCAUCCUCUAUUUCAAGUUCCUCUUCCAAGUGGCCCUCCUUGGCUCGAAGUAACAGUCAUCACAACAGCCGCCCUGGUACUGCUCACACUACUUCUCCUCCUCCUACCGACGCCCCCGCGAGCAAACCUAACUAAAAAUAACAACUGGCCCUCUUGAUACUUCCAUGCCCUCUGCUACCCUUUGGAAGUACGAUUUGUACCCUAUCCUCAUGUCUGCUCAUUUGUUUUUCUAAUUUUAUUGUUUAUCGUCCACCUCAAAAGAAAAAUAUUCUCAUAGCAGAGAAGACCAAAGACGAUUCACGUUCAAUCUUCUCAGCCCGCUGUGUUUACACGUCCA
Puccinia graminis f. sp. tritici CRL 75-36-700-3 is the source of this 1809-nucleotide messenger RNA. RefSeq lists its product as uncharacterized. Bases 126 to 1607 code for a protein of 493 amino acids. The transcript is spliced from 7 exons. NCBI's taxonomy places the organism in Eukaryota, Fungi, Basidiomycota, Pucciniomycetes, Pucciniales, Pucciniaceae. The record is from RefSeq and is a predicted model, not a curated record.